CUCGCAGGGGGGGGAUCGGACUGCACCAUCUCAGCCCACGCCGGCGACAGCGGCAGCGGGAGGAGGGGGGCUGGCCGUACCACUCAGCUCGUGAGGGGUGGGAUCAGACCGUACCAUCUCAGCCCGCCGGUCCCCGGCCGAGCCCCGGGUCAGCAGAUCUUCUGAAUUUGGCUCCUGAUUAAAGCUGACAGAUAAUGGAAACAUUUCCUUGGCAAUGUCUCUGGGGCGACUCCUGCGACGUGCCUCUUCAAAAGCUUCUGACCUCCUGACCUUGAACUCUGGUGGUGGGAACAAUUCAUCUUCCGUACUUGAUGGGGAGAUCAUCUACUCCAAGAACAAUGUCUGCGUCCACCCACCUGAGGUGCUACAAGGCAUCGGAGAGCAUCAUCCAGGGUAUUUGUGCUUGUACAUGGAGAAAGAUGAGCUACUGGGAACCACGCUUAUCCUUGCCUGGGUGCCAAACUCUCGCAUUCAGAGGCAGGAUGAGGAAGCCCUGCGCUAUAUCACUCCUGAGAGCUCCCCUGUCCGUAAAGCUCCCCGCAAACGCAGCCGCCUCACUCAGGGUUUUGGCGUUGUCCGGCAGGCUUCCCCCCCUGAGCAGAGAGGGACAGUGAUCCUGAAAGAAGAAGACAUCUUGACUGUGUCACAGCUUGUGAAAGAUGUGGCUUACAUCAGCUCCCCCUCUUCGGAAGGGGAGAAGCUCUCCCAGUGCUGCCUCGUGGCAGACGGCACCCACCGAUGCCCCCAGCCUGCCCGCAGUGACUCAGGAAUCCUAUCGACAAUCAGUUCUCAGGAGGAGCAGAACAGGUCGGAGCUGUCGGUGGAGGGGACAGAGGAAGACCUGGACUGCAGGCCAGAGCCACGGGAGGACGAGGGCUCCUUGGAGCUGUCUGCUGAUGACGUGAGCAGGGACAGUACUUUUGACUCUGAUUCUGAUGCCUUCUCUUCCCCCUUCUGCCUCUCUCCCAUUAGCGAAGCCCUUGGGAAAAGCAGUAGCUCUGUGUUUCUGGAUAAUGAAAGCAGGGACACGUGUGACAAUCGCAUGACCUGCUCCACCAGCUCUGCCUCCAGCCUCGACACCAGUGCCCAUUUCCAGGAGAAUAACAGGCAAACACAGGGCACCAGAUGGGAUGAACAGCAGAAAGUGUUUGCCCUCGAGCAGGUCUGCGGUGUCUUCAGAGUGGACCUGGGACAAAUGAGAUCCCUUCGCCUCUUCUUUAGCGAUGAGGCAUGCACCUGCGGACAGCUGGUUGUUGCCAGCAGGGAAAGCCAGUACAAGAUCUUCCAUUUUCACCACGGUGGCCUGGAUAAACUGUCUGAGGUGUUUCAGCAGUGGAAGUACUGCACGGAGACCCAUCUCAAGGACCAGCAGCUUACUGAUGAGAAAACAUGUAUGCAGUUCUCCAUCCGCCGUCCCAAGCUGCCCUCCUCGGAAACCCACCCGGAGGAAAACACGUACAAGCGUCUUGAUGUGUCUGCCUGGCUCCAUCACCUGAAUGAAUCUGGACAGGUGGAAGAGGAAUACAAGCUGCAGAAGGCCAUUUUCUUUGGUGGGAUUGAUAUUUCCAUCCGUGGGGAGGUGUGGCCCUUUCUGCUGCGCUACUACAGCUAUGAGUCCACCUCUGAAGAGAGGGAGGCACUGAGACUGCAGAAGAAGAAAGAGUACUUCGCCAUCCAGGAGAAAAGGCUUUCGAUGACUCCAGAUGAACAGAAGGAGUUUUGGCGUAAAGUACAGUUCACAGUAGAUAAAGAUGUGGUGAGGACUGACCGCAGCAACCAGUUCUUCCGAGGGGAUGACAACCCAAAUGUGGAAACUAUGAGGAGGAUCUUGCUGAACUAUGCAGUAUUUAACCCAACAAUUGGAUACUCCCAGGGGAUGUCUGACCUGGUUGCCCCACUCCUGGCAGAGAUCCUAGAUGAGUCGGAUACUUUCUGGUGCUUUGUAGGAUUGAUGCAGAACACGAUCUUCGUCAGCUCACCCCGGGAUGAGGAUAUGGAGAAGCAGCUGAUGUACCUGCGAGAGCUGCUACGGCUCAUGCAUCCACGCUUCUACCAGCAUCUUUCUUCCUUGGGAGAGGAUGGCCUGCAGAUGCUUUUCUGUCACCGCUGGAUCCUCCUCUGUUUUAAACGGGAAUUUCCAGACGCUGAGGCUUUGCGCAUGUGGGAAGCGUGCUGGGCACACUAUCAGACUGACUAUUUCCACCUCUUUAUCUGUGUGGCCAUCGUGGUGAUUUAUGGGGACGAUGUCAUCGAACAGCAGCUGGCCACUGACCAGAUGCUGCUGCAUUUCGGCAACCUGGCUAUGCACAUGAAUGGAGAACUUGUACUCAGGAAGGCAAGGAGCCUGCUCUAUCAGUUCCACUUGCUGCCUCGCAUCCCCUGCAGCCUGCAUGACCUCUGCAAGCUGUGUGGGACAGGAAUGUGGGACAGUGGCUUCAUCCCUGCGGUGGAGUGCUCUGGCCAUCACCCAGAGUGUGAGAGCUGCCCAUACGGGGGACUGGUGGAAGAGUCUUCUCCUAAACCAGGAAGCGAAGGCAAGAAAGGCUCGAAAACACGGGACGUCUUUGCUUUCCGAAAAUAGCUGUAAAGGAACAGGGUGUGGCAGCGGAAGAGGGAAGGGCGGGAAGGAUGUGCAUAGGGAAAAAUGUUGCAGACAGAAAUGGAGGAAUAGCUUGUCAAGGCUCCUGAGAAGACUGAAAAGUGGAGAAUGGACAAGGAAUGGAAUCCCUCUACGGGAAACCAAAUUCCAGCGGACUGAUGGUGGAACCUGAGGGAAAUGCAUCAAACCAGGAACAGUGUUUGCACGUGUUGGGAUCUGAUUUUGUUAGAAACAUGAAGCUUUUCUAGGUCUUUUUAUUCUGCCUCUGGGACUGGACUGGUUAGCAACCAGAACUUUGUUACUUCCUGGUGAGAAAGGAGAACAUUAAAGAGAGCCAAGUACAACCAGCAGUGUUUGCAGGUCAGGUGGAAGCAGCAGGGAUGUGGCAAGACCUCUCUCCGCCAUGUCUCUUUGUCCAGAGCACUCCACACAAGCACCCUCUGCUUCAACCAAAACAUGCAGCUUAGUGGCUUCUCUCUAAAGCCAUAAAGACCAUUUUAAUAAUAAUAAUCUGCCAAAAAUAAACCUGCAGACUACUAGCACUGCAGGAUUGCUUCAUUAGUGAGGAAGAACUGGUCACCUUAAGGUCUUGUUUCUCGCCUUUCCUUUUUUUAUAUGGUAUAUUGGCUGGCAUGGGAUUUAUUUCCCAUUUGUACAGAAAGUGCACAGCCACAGGUUUUAAAGCACUGCUUUUCUGUAGCCAGGGUAUUUUUCACAAACACCUGUCAAAGUUUACUUCUUCAUAACGUCACAGUAAAGCUGUUUCUCUAUACUAGCAACUGCGGAUUUCAGACACUUGUUUACAAAGUCUGUUGUUUCCAGUAUGUUUCCCAAUGUUUUUCCUUUGGCUCAUCUUAAUUACUGAGUAUUUACUGUCCUUACCUGUCUUUGCUGUAGACUAUAGCAUGUGCACUCCAUGUGAGCUUUAGGUUCUCCAGUCGGUGCCAGUAGCGCACCCUCUCCCCAUCCCAAAGUGAAAAUGAAACUUGGUUUAUUGCAGUCAUUUUUGCUGAGCUCAGUCUCUGAUAAAGGUCUCCCCUGAAGUAAUUUGGAAAGGACAGCAUGUUUCUCCUCUUAUCCUCUAAAAGAAUUGCCAACUAGAAGUAGAGCUGGCGCCUUGAGCACAGCCGUGUUGCCAAAUGUCCUUACCAAAUCCAGUGGCAUCCAAAGAUGUGUCCUGAGCCAACGUUUGUGCCAAACAGAGGCAGGGGAAUGGUUUCCUUGUGAGAAUAAACAAGGAGAUGAGGUGACACUGGGCUGUGCCAGCUUUGCUGCAUCCCUCUGCGCAGCGUGUGAAGUCUGGCAGCCUUUCCCGGUUGUCUUGCUCCCUCUCACUUCAACCACACUGCUUCUGUUACACAGCUGUGUCCUGGUCUGGCAAGGAGGGAAGUCUCUGCUCACUUUUCAGCUUUGCCAAUCAGUUUUGUUUGUCCUAUUAGCAGCACGGGUGGAAAAACCCCAUCUCCUCAUGCGUAGUGCUGCAACCGAUUCCUGCAUCCGACAAACCAAUUUCUCUAAGACUCUUUCUGCAAGGCCUUACCUACAGCCAGUUCUGGAGCCCACGUGCCCCAUACCUGCUGGGAAGUGUGGUUUCAACUGGGAUGCUUUAUGUAAAACCAACACAAACCAAGUGCACGCCGCAUUCGUAAGGGGAAGACUUGACCCUAUGCAGGCACAAUCCAAAGAUUGGCUGUUGCGUGGCAGAAAGACAGUUUGGCUCCUAAUUUGUACGCCUCUAAUUCAGAGGAUGAAAACCUUCCCCUUGAUGAGAGCAGUGAUGAAACCUCCUGCGGUAUCGCUCACCUCCAAAAUAUCCCAGUGUGGAGAGGUACCAGGGCUGCGAGGCUGCAAAUGUGUGCCAGGGUUGUGGGAGGUGACACCUCAUGAAAGGGCUGAUGGCUGCUUUGCUGUGAAGCAGGGAGUUCUUGGAGACUGAUGAUGUUUCGGUGAAUAAUAAAAGUUUGUGCGAGGCAUUUGUGUGGUACAUUGCUGAGUGCUGUACCUUAUAGUUGAGGCACAGCACUCGGAUAGGCAACAUCCCCAUGGAUUGAGCUGCUCCUUUUGCAGCCAUAGGGAAGCAUGUUGGGUGUUGGGUCUACAUUGACCCUCUCCAGGCUCCGCUGAUUUCAGCCUGGGGUUGUGUGGCGGCACUCAAUGUAUUCAUCUAGAAGCAAGCUCUAAGUGACAGUGGCUGAAUUAAGGUCAGAAGAACUACAUGUCAGAAAAUGCCAGAAGCAUCUUCCUGCAGAGUGGCCCGGUGGCACGCGGGCAGGCGCCAGCUCCCUGUGGAGAUCACAGGAGCCAGGCACUGCCAGCUGCCACCUGCCUCCUUGUGCGGCACGGGCAUUGCCGGGAAGCCUUCACACCACCAUGGCUCAUCCGUCUGUGGCAAAGCAGCUGGAUGCUUCCUUGGGAGCGCUGGGUGACAAGCAGCCAGCGUGUGGGCAGCUCUGUGGGCUCUGCACACUGGGCACAGAGUGGGCAGACCCCACCUGUGCUCAUCGGCUGCUUACAGCGGGCUGGGAAACACCAGCAAACACCAACCAAAGCAUCCCGAGCUGAUUUUGCUGCAGCAAUCGUUCCCAGCAAGUAGAAGACAAUGGGAAGACAUGAAGUAGAUAAUUUUUCAGCAUUAUUUUUCCGCUGUUAAAAUGUCAUUCAGCGGCACGGAUUGGUUUAGUUAAAAGACUCUGCACUGCAGUUCUCCAGCAUGUGGAAAAAGCUGUUCUUUCUGUUUGCAGUGGUGCUCAGCUGGUGGGAGUGCAUCGCUGGGAUCAGUGUGUCUGCGCCCCUCUGGCCAGUUCUCCUGUGCCUUCUGUCCCCUGCAGGUCCCACUGCCAGCGGGAGAUUUCAGGUGUCUUUCUACUCCCCGUUUACCAGCAGCUGCCAUAUCCCAAGUGUCUUGGUUCCAGUCUCAGCCUGCUCACUAACUCAUUGUUAAAUUCACAUUGGAUACCCCCAAACUUCCGAGCUUGUUUUGGGUGGGAGCUGCGGGGAUGGGGGCAUGUGUGGAGCCAACCUGGCAGCAGCUGGCGCAAGGGCAGGACCAACCUUGGGAUUCCUCUGGAGUGAAAGAAAGGCAACAAGUCAAAUAUUGGACAGGGCAGCAGGUUUCCAAGGUCGUUCUGGCUUGUCCCCAAGAUCCCCUUU
Molecule: messenger RNA, 5749 nt
Organism: Cuculus canorus (common cuckoo)
Lineage: Eukaryota; Metazoa; Chordata; Aves; Cuculiformes; Cuculidae
Gene: TBC1D16
Product: TBC1 domain family member 16
Exons: 12
Coding region: 215-2581 (788 amino acids)
Biological process (GO): activation of GTPase activity
Cellular component (GO): early endosome
Molecular function (GO): GTPase activator activity
Source: RefSeq, a predicted model, not a curated record